This is a messenger RNA of Penicillium daleae, 1617 nucleotides long. RefSeq names its product glycoside hydrolase family 43 protein. Lineage: Eukaryota; Fungi; Ascomycota; Eurotiomycetes; Eurotiales; Aspergillaceae. Gene Ontology annotation, molecular function: hydrolase activity, hydrolyzing O-glycosyl compounds. The transcript has a single exon. The record is from RefSeq and is a predicted model, not a curated record. Gene Ontology annotation, biological process: carbohydrate metabolic process. The coding region runs from base 1 to 1617 and encodes 538 amino acids.
AUGAUGGUCAAGUCAACUUCAUUCUUGCCGCUAUUUUUCAUGGCGAUAUGUGGCUCCGUGGCUAGUGUAUCGUUUCAAAACCCCGUCAUCUUCAACGACCUGGCAGAUAUCGACAUCUUCCGCGUGAAAGACACCUUCUAUUAUUCUGCAUCAAGCAUGCACUUCUCUCCUGGUGCUCCCAUCUUGGAAUCUCAGGAUCUCGUCAAUUGGAAAUACCUCGGGCAUUCGGUGCCUUCUCUGGACUUUAAUAGUCCGGCUUAUGACUUAGCUGAUGGUAUGCGAGCCUAUGCACGGGGUGUCUGGGCUUCAACGUUGCGCUUUAGACAAAGUAACAAGUUAUGGUACUGGAUUGGUUGUGUUGAUUUCAAUGCAACGUACAUCUAUACCAGUUCUGGGGUUACCGGUCCCUGGGAACAGAAGACGGUACUCGAUGGUACUUGUCUUUAUGACUGUGGCCUGCUGAUUGAUGAUGAUGAUUCAAUGUAUGUCACACACGGCUCGACAGUCCUUAGCCUUACUCAACUCACUCCCGAUGGGCUUGACAUGGAAAAAACACAAAUUGUUUACAAUUCAACCGUCGGCUACGUCGAGGGCUCCCGCAUGUACAAGCGUAACGGCUCUUAUUAUAUUAUCACUGUCCAGCCGGUUAAUGGGCAGUAUGUCUUGAAGUCUGAUAAUGGACCGUGGGGACCAUAUGAUUUUGGUGUCAUUCUUAAUAACACCUCACCACCACAAGGGCUGAAAGGUGGUGACACGCCUCAUCAAGGCGCUCUCGUUGACACUCCAAAUGGUCAAUGGUAUUAUAUGGCAUUUGUCGAUGUUAAUGGUGACAGCACUGGUCGCGUUCCAGUCCUCUCCUCGUUGAACUGGGAUGACAACGGGUGGCCCGUUUUGACUCUGGACGAAGGCAACACUUGGCCCCAGAGUCUCCCAUAUCCAGUUGACUCGGGCGCAAAGACUAUCAAUUCCGACUCCUCUCUUCAAGGAAAAGAUACCUUCGCUACUGGAAAACUGGGCAGCCAAUGGGAGUGGAAUCAUAAUCCUGAUAUGAAACGAGUCACCAUCACGCCAGGUGAAGUUCGUCUGUCUACGGCAACUGUUUCCAAGGUUGACGACAUUUACCAAGCACGCAACACAUUGACCCAUCGGACAUUGGGCCCAGCUUCCCAAGCCACGAUCCUCCUGGACUACACGAACAUGGCUGACGGCGACCGAGCUGGUCUAGCCUUGUUCCGAGACAGCUCAGCCUGGAUCGGGAUCCGGAAAGAUGGAGAUACCUCCACACUUGUGAUGCGCAGUAAUAUGACCAUGAAUUCCACAGAUAGCUGGUCAACUAUUGCUUAUGGCACCGAUGUGGCUAGCACCAAGCUACACCAGACAGGUCAUACGCGGAACAUAUUCUUAAGGGUAGCGGGAGAUUUCAGUGCAUCUGGGACACGGAGUGCCCAGUUUUCAUACAGCACAGACGGCAAACACUUUACAGUUCUCGGACAGAACUUCACCAUGGCCAAUGAUUGGCAGUUUUUCCAGGCCUACCGGUUUGCUGUUUUUAAUUACGCUACAAAGGCUCUUGGAGGAAGUGUGGGGUUAAAAGAGUUUUCUUUAUACCCUGUGUGA